Messenger RNA from Caenorhabditis bovis, 951 nucleotides. Lineage: Eukaryota; Metazoa; Nematoda; Chromadorea; Rhabditida; Rhabditidae. The record is from the annotation of a GenBank genome assembly.
AUGUCGACAUUUGCGACGAACAUCGCCACGUGUACGACGCUGUCGUGCGCGUUUCUAUUAUUUCCGAUCGUCGCGUGCGUCGGAUUUCUGUUUCAUCAGGUCAAUUUGAUUCACGACAACGGAAUUGCCGAAAUCGACGAGUUCAAGCAUUAUGCUGAUGGCGCGUGGGCCGACAUGUUGCCGUCGCUUCGCGCGAAACGGACCAUCGACGCCGAGGUGUUGUGCGAUUGCGGUCGAAGCGCGGCGGCCACGUGUCCGCCGGGACCACAAGGGCCGCGAGGACGACCCGGCAAGAAGGGAACCGAUGGUCCGCACGGCUCGCAGGGGCCCAACGGGAAGGACGGCAUCGAGGUGUUCAGGGAGAUGAUCGGGCCGAUCAUUUGCAUUCCGUGUCCGCCGGGCGCGCCGGGUCCGGCGGGCGUCGACGGCGACGUCGGCGAGCCGGGCGUCGACGGGCUGCCGGGCAAUCGCGGCGUCGACGGCAAAGACGGCGGCGACGGCGAGCCCGGCGAGGCGGGCUUCGUCGGAUUUCCCGGCUACAACGGAAUGCCGGGCGACGACGGGCUGCCGGGACAGAACGCGACGCGAGGCGUCGGCGAACGCGGCGCGCCGGGACCGCCGGGACGCGUCGGCGAGCCCGGCAUGCCGGGACCGCCAGGCGACGACGGCGCGCCCGGCAAACCGGGACGCGAAGGCGAGCGCGGUCCGCCCGGUGCGCCCGGCGCCGCGGCGGAAGGCGGACCCGACGGGCUUCCAGGCGCGCCCGGUGUUCCGGGCUUCGAUUCCGGGUAUUGCCCGUGUCCGAAGCGCGGAAUGACGAAGAAUGUCGAGAAGAAGGCGGCGAGCGGCGAUUCGAGAUUGGCGCCGCCACCAAACGCCGCCAACGACGAGUCGGGCGAUUUCACCAAUUCGGCGACACUCGCCGACGGCUACACGUUGGCGAAAUCUUGA